Molecule: messenger RNA, 3353 nt
Organism: Thamnophis elegans (Western terrestrial garter snake)
Lineage: Eukaryota; Metazoa; Chordata; Lepidosauria; Squamata; Natricidae
Product: probable acyl-CoA dehydrogenase 6
Exons: 10
Coding region: 39-1367 (442 amino acids)
Biological process (GO): fatty acid beta-oxidation using acyl-CoA dehydrogenase
Molecular function (GO): acyl-CoA dehydrogenase activity; flavin adenine dinucleotide binding
Source: RefSeq, a predicted model, not a curated record
AUAGCGCAUGCGCCGGUCGUGCACACUACCCAAUAAGCAUGGCGUCCCCUCGGAGCUCUCUCUUGAGUGCCAAAGUGUUAAUGAAGUUAUUAAAACUACCGUUACGACGUUUUGUUGGCGUUUCAAUUGGACGCUUUCUACAAAGAUGUUCGCUUAAUCCGAGCCAUUGCUCUUAUAGUAGUGGUGCCCCGUCCGGAAGUCAUUUAUUAUACACCGCAGAUCAUUUUGCUUUAAGAGCGUCUCUGAGAAAGAUUAUUGACAAUGAAAUCAAUCAAUUUGUGGACAAAUGGGAAGAAGAGGGACAAUUUCCAGCACACCAAGUUUUUAAAACACUUGGGAACUCUGGAUUUCUUGGAAUAGACAAGCCAACCGAAUAUGGCGGCCUAAAUUUGGAUUUCUCCUAUGUUAUAGCAAUGGCAGAAGAAUUUGGAGCGAUUCGCUGUGGGGCUAUUCCCAUGGCUAUUGGGGUACAGACCAGUAUGGCUACACCAGCUCUUACAAGAUUUGGUACAGAUGAGCUGAAGAAAGAAUUUCUUGCUCCAACAAUAGCUGGAGAUGUUGUGGCUUGCAUAGGAGUAAGUGAAUCUGGGGCAGGUUCAGAUGUUGCAAGCAUCAAGACCAAAGCUGUAAGAAAAGGUGACGACUAUGUGAUAAAUGGUAGCAAAAUGUGGAUCACUUCUGGAAUUCAGGCAGACUGGAUGUGCCUCUUGGCAAACACAAGCGAUGGACCACCCCACAAAAAUAAAUCUCUUCUAUGUCUGCCAAUGAAAUUGCCAGGUAUUCACAUUGCUAAGAAAAUCGAUAAGCUUGGUAUGAGAUCAUCUGACACAGCGGAAAUCUUCUUUGAAAAUGUCAAAAUUCCCAGAAAAUACCUCAUUGGAGAAGAAGGAAUGGGAUUUAAUUACCAGAUGCUGCAGUUCCAAGAAGAACGAAUGAUUGGAGUAGCACUUUCACUGAUGGGUCUAGAAAUCCUGAUAAAAGAAACUAUUGAUUAUACUUCUCAACGGAAAGCAUUUGGCCAGCCAAUACUUCACAAUCAAGUAGUGCAUUUUCGCCUGGCUGAACUAGCCACCGAAGUGGAGCUCCUUCGUGCAUUGCUCCAUGAGGCAGUAGGUCUCUACAUACGCGGUAAUGAAGUGACCAAACUUGCAUCCAUGGCCAAGUUAAAAUGUGGUCGCCUAUGUCGAGAAGUUCCAGAUAGCUGUCUCCAGUUCUGGGGAGGAAUGGGGUACACUAAUGAAGUGCUAGUGAGUAGAAUGUUCAGAGAUUACAGAUUGAUAUCAAUAGGAGGCGGUGCUGAUGAAAUCAUGCUGUCCAUUAUAUGCAAAUACAUGGGUAUCUUGCCCCAAAAGAACCAAACAGGAUAAGCCCUGGAAUUUUAAAAACUAUAGAAGACAAUUAUGGUGGGGAAAAAAAACUUAACCUCAGUCAGCCUAAUUGUAUUCUUUAAAUUGUUUAAAGUUUUAAUGUUAACAACUUUAAUUUUUCAUUUUUCUUUCAUUUUUAUUAUUGUAAGUUGCCUAAAGUAGCCUCAAAGCAAGGCAAACAGCAAAUAAAUUUAAUUAAUAAAUAAUACUGAGAGGAAAUGGGUUGACUGGAAAAAGGAAACAUCCCUAUUGUACGUCCCUAUAUUUUUAAAUCAUAAAUAUGUAUGGUCUAUAUAAGCCUUACUAUUAGCAAAAAAAUCAAAGAUAUUCCUCAGUAUUUUGAUUAUAUAAUAAAAUAGGAUAUAUAUUUUUGUAAUUGAAGCAUUUAUAUGAUUGGAAUAAACUACAAAUCAUGAAUUGUUCUAUUGUAUUUUAAAUAUAUAUUUUGAAAAAUGGAUGGAAAGUAUCACAGCUGUUGAAAUGACCAAUUGUGUUGGUGACUAGAAUCCUCCCUUUAGCACUUUUAAUGGGAUCCUAGCUACAUAGUGACUGGAUUUGCAUUAUCAAACUUCUCAAAACAGAUGCUGAAGAUUCUCAGUGGAGAUUUGGCCAGCAUCUAACUUUCUGGAUGCAAAAGAAGCUUACUACACUUAGAAAAAGCUUAACACAACACUCAUAGUCAUUUUGUUAAUAUGUAGGUCUAUUACAUCUAGCAAGUUAAUAUGUUGAGGGGGGGGGAAUCCACUAUUAUAUCUUCUAAUUCCAAAUCUUAAAUUUGGAGUUGUGUGUUAAAAACAAACUUCUAUGAACCUAGCAAAAACAGUAUAAAGUAUUUAAUAUGGAGAAUUAAAUAUAGACUAAUCCAAAUCAAAUUUGACUAUUGGCAUCUAGUUAGAUCAGUGGUUCCCAAACUUGGCAACUUUAAGACUUGUGGACUUCAACUCCCAGAAUUCUCCAGCCAGCAGUUGGGAGUUGAAGUCCACAAGUUUUAAAGUUGCCAAGUUUGGGAACCACUGGGUUAGAUAAAUCCACUAACUUUUCCUGGAAACAUUUCAGAAUUGGUUUGCCAAGGCCUUCUUUCUAGGGCUGAAAGUUAAUGAUUGGAUUAAAAUCAACCAGCUGCUUACCAUGUGUAAAACAAAGCUAAAAGUCAGAUUCCCCCCACUAUUCCAACACCUUAACCCAGGACUGUCAAACUCCCGGCCCACAGGCCAGAUGUGUCACACGCCGGCCAUGUCCACGCCCGGUUUAGCGAAUGGGGGAAAAGUCCAAUAUGUCAAAUGACGCUGCCAUGACAAUGUGAAUUUGACACCCCUGCCUUAACCACUGAAUUUUAAAAGCUGUGGUGAUACAAUGGUUGAAAUACAGUAUUGCCCACAUUUGAGCCAAGAAUUUGAUCCUAACCAGUUCAAGGCUGACUCAGCCUUUCAUCCUUCCAAGGUUGGUAAAAUGAGGACUGUUGGGGGCCAGUAUGCUAAUAUUUGUAAACCUCUGAGAAAGUAUUGUAUAACACAAUGGAGCGGUAUAUAAGUCUUAAGUACUGUUGCUAUUGCUGUUAAAUUGCAAGGUAAAAGAGAUUUAUUGAAACUUCUGCUGUGAAGAAAUCUUUAUGAACUAGGUAUUCCUUAAACAGACAGAACAUUUUGUUUUUGAAGAAUAAAAACAGGUUCUAUUCUCAUGUUCAAAAUUUAUAUCUCCUCUAGGAAGUUUAUAAAUGUCACCCAUAUUUUAAAUGUCAUAUACGGUCAGAUUUUAUAUUCUGGAAGAUAAUACUCCUGCCAAAUUAAACAGUGACAUUGCUACCAGGGAUAUACCAAUAUCUAAUAAAACAGAUCAUUUAUUUAAUGGGAAUUUAAUAUUUGUGGAUCCCUUUCAUCUUUUAAUUAAAGGGACCUCUAACUCCUAAAUUCCUUAUUUCAACCCCCCCCCCAAAAAAGAAAAGAAAACCCUACCUGUUUCAUUAUUACAUUAGACGAAACCUCAAAC